AUGUCGUUCUUUUCUCGAGUCUUCCGGAGUAAAGACUCCACCGCGACCAAAAAACAAUCAAAACCCGUUGUCGCGACUGACCCCGUCCCCGCAAAGCCCAAAUGGACAGAUGCCUGGACACGAACAGAGGUGGCCCCCGAAGAAGUCCAGGAUUUGAUUCGAGGUUGUGCGCAGGAGUUAAAAGCUAGAGCUCUCGACACUCCAUUCUUGCUCCUGCCUUUCCGUCCUAGCUCCGAUCCGAGUGCCGCCCGUACUUUUGUGAGGAAUUAUUUCAACCAAUCCUUUGAUCAGGGGCGCCCUGUUAGUGGUGAUGGAUUGAUACAGGAGUUGCGACUCAAUGAGCCUAUGGUUCUGUGCAGUGUGUUAAAAUGGUGUUGGAGUCGAUUGCCCGGCGGUGUGGUUACAUGGGAAGCAUAUGAAUUAUUCAAGGUUGGCGAACAAGAUUCGGAUUUGGCCCGCGAUGCUUUCUCAACUUUUAUUCCUAUCAGUGUCGACUCCGAUGCUCGCACGAAGAUCAUUUUUGAUUUCUUCGACCUUUUGGCUGCCAUUGCCGCGCAUGGUAAAUCAAAUGGUCUCGGUGGUCGCAAGCUUUCUCGCUAUGCAGGUUGGUGGGCAUUUGACCACCACGACACCGGUAAUGGCUUUGAAGCCUCGUAUAAAAAUUGGGCCGCUGCCGCCGAUGCGACAAGCCACUUAUUCUUUGCUUACCUUCGUUCGUUAACCCCCGAUGUAUCCCGCGGUGUCACCGGUAUUUCGUCUCUGCCUAUUUCGCUCCAAACACUCGUCGAAGCAACCGAGUACCCACCGGAAACUCCAACGCUUCUUCAAGUUACCACCACUAAAGUUGUUAUGAUUGUUGAUACUGUCUCGCCUACACCUUUCUCUCUGCUGCGUCGCGCAAAGAACUUUGAAUACCGAGACGACCACUGGCAUCUUCAGGAAUUCGCCAACUACGAAGACCCUAUUAAAGCCCUGACGGACGAGUGCUUGCGUGUGUUGAAGUGUAUCUCCUCCACUAAUGAGUCUAGCGUAUCGAGCUCGAAACAGUCAACUAGCUUGCGGGAUGCUUCAUGGUCCCGAUUUGAGGACAUUGGAUUUGGUGGUGCCAUUGAAUCUGACCAGGAGGAUGAGGAGAAGAGACAACCCCCGUCUACUGCGAAGGAAGCUACCCCGAGCAUGUAUAAUGCGCCGCAAUCGCAAAAUGGAGAUCUGGGACGUCCUACCACCCCAUCCUGGGCGGACUUCAUGUCCUCUGGUUUCUCAGAGGAAGCCACCCUAAAGCACCAUGUUGGCCCCUUGCUCUUGCCCCCAGACAAGGUUUUGCCCCCUAUUGCUGCCACUCGUGGACAGAGCUCUCAGUCGCACAAACGUACCUUGGAUGCUGAGCCUUCGCUUGAGCCAGCUGAGCUUGCUAGCAUUAACUCCUUGGACUUGGAUGACUCCUUCUGGUGGGUUUGGAUUACCAGUUUGUCAGGCGAUGAGCCUUCAACCCGCAAGGCUGUGUUCGGACGAUGCGCCCUCGUUGAGACCGUUAUCCGCAAUACCAAAUGGUUGGUUCUUGAAGAGCAGGUUAAGGGAGCUGCUCCCGAGCCAGAGGCCGGUGCACAAAUCGUUGAGAAGAAGCGCUUUUUCAGCUUCGGUAGUCGUAAGGGAACAACUAAGCUUGGUCGCCGAAAGUCAUCUGCUAGAAAGGUGAACUCGGUCGAAGAUUCCUACAAGCGACCUAACAACCAAGCUCCACAGAGCAAGACCAGUAUUGGGCCUGAUCAACAUAAGCGAAUCCAGGCUGCGGCAGCUGCCCUUCAGAAGAGACAACGCGAACAGGAGGCCGAGGCGAAUUACCCCGGGCCCAACGCACGCGCUGAUGCCCGCUCGACUAAGACUAACUCGGUCAUGACUCUUCAGCCUGCUAUUGUGAAUGAGGCUUCCUCGGCUAUGAAGUGGGCUAGCAACUAUGAUAAGAAUGCUUUCCGCUCUGCUUAUCUGAGGGAUACCCGUGCUGGAACUGGUGCUGUUUCUGAGGAUGGUACCGCUACCGAGCCCGCUUCUGAGUCUGUGGCAGAAAAGAAGACAGAGGCUCCUCUUGCUCCUCUUCCUCCUAGUACGACAAAGAAUGCGCCCCCUCCACCUCCUAAGGAUACCGCUGCGGAUGUAACUCCCCUGCCACCAUCGCCUGAGCCUGCUAAGAAGACUUUGGAGAAGAUUGAUCUUGAGGAGGACAAGGAGAAUGUCAAGCUUCCCGAGGCCAUCCUUGUUGAGCAGCCCACUGGGCUUGAGGUUCCACAACAGCUAGCCGAGGAAAGCAACAAGAAGCCCAAGAAGAAGGCCGGUAACACCGGCUUCAAGAGCAUGUUUGGAACUAGCAAGAAGAACAAGGAUCAGCAGGCCCAGGCACAAGCUCCUAUCAAGACUCCUACUAAGGAAACCUCCUCCAACUCAGCAGUUGCAGCUGCCCGUGCUGCCCUCGAAGCAAAGGCAAAGGCAGCCAAUGAAAUUCCUCCUAAGAGCUCACCUCCCAAGGCAGCACUGAAGAAGAAGCCCGUCCCAGGAACACAGACACCCGUGUCCAAGCCUUCCACUCCAGCUCAAGAGCCCGAGAAGUCAGCUACACCCCAGACACAGCAGACCGAAGAGCAGCAGGAGCAGGAGCAGGAGCAGGAGCAGGAGCAGGAGCAGGAGCAAGAAGCUCCCCGGCAACCCACUCAGAUUGUCGGAAGCGGCAGCCCACCCCAGACCCGCCGUGGCGUUGAAUACGACGCCCUGUCGCGCGUGGACACAAACGAACGUGAUGCCGCAGACCAAGAGUUCUCCAAAUUCGACCAAGGUCCCUUGAUGGACCAGCCUGCCUUUGUCCCCGAGGAAGAUGGUCCAGUUACUCCCAAUCCUGCGACAGAGCCUGAAAUUGAAGUCGAAGUUCCUCGCACCCCGACAAACGGCCACGAGGAGAAGGUCGAGAAUAUCAGCCCUGUAAAUGAGACUAGUCCUCAAAACUCUUCUACGGAUCGAUGGGCGCAGAUCCGCGAGAACGCAGCUAAGCGUGUUGCUGAGGAACCCGAGACUCGCACUAGCCAGUCAGAGCGUACUGAUGAGGGAGACACCAGCGGUGAAGAAACUAUCGAAGCUCGUGUCGCUCGUAUCAAGGCUCGCGUCGCAGAACUCACCGGUAACACCGAGGGUGCUCGCUAA
Molecule: messenger RNA, 3186 nt
Organism: Penicillium angulare
Lineage: Eukaryota; Fungi; Ascomycota; Eurotiomycetes; Eurotiales; Aspergillaceae
Product: DUF1708 domain-containing protein
Exons: 6
Coding region: 1-3186 (1061 amino acids)
Source: RefSeq, a predicted model, not a curated record